Vanderwaltozyma polyspora DSM 70294 is the source of this 1170-nucleotide messenger RNA. RefSeq names its product DNA-binding transcription repressor IXR1 (gene IXR1). The record is from RefSeq and is a predicted model, not a curated record. Lineage: Eukaryota; Fungi; Ascomycota; Saccharomycetes; Saccharomycetales; Saccharomycetaceae. Bases 1 to 1170 code for a protein of 389 amino acids. The transcript has a single exon.
AUGCAAAACGUAUUCUACCCACAAGGCCAACAAGGUCAACAACCACAGAUUCACCAAUUCCACCAAUACCAACAAGCUGGCCAACAACCAGGUCAACAACAAGGUCAAGGUCAAAGCCAAAGUCAAAACCAACAAAACCAACAGUCCGCCGUAGCAUCGGGCGCUUCCCAAACUUCAGGUGCCGCUCAAUCUAGCUCAAGCAACGCUCAGAGCCAACCUCAUUUGAACCAAGAUUUCGCCUACCCAGGCCAAAACCAACAGAUCAACCAACAACAACUAUCAGAAUUGAUGUACAACUCUUUCCUAAACCAUUUGGCUCAAAAGCAAAUGCCAAACCAAUCCGGUAGUCCCUCCCAACAACAACAACAACAGCAACAACAACAGCAAAACUACUUGCAACAACAACAGCACUUGCAACAACAACAGCAUUUGCAACAACAACAACAAAAAAAUAUGUUUGCCUCCUCCUCUUUGAACGCCCAACAACAAAACUUGAUGGACACCAUCCAUUCCCAAAUGAACUUGCAACAACAACACGUCCCUCAACAACACCACCACCAACUAGCCGCUCAACAACAACACCUGCAACAAGUCGUCCCACAACAAUCCCAACGUCAAGGUCACGGCCACUCAGGUAAAGGUAAAAACGCAAACCCAACCAAAAAACUAUCCUCUACUCAAACAAGAAUAGAAAAAAGAAAACAGUUGAAGAAACAAGGUCCAAAGAGACCUUCCUCAGCUUACUUCUUGUUCUCCAUGUCCAUCAGAAACGAAUUACUACAAGAACAUCCUCACGCAAAAGUACCUGAAUUGUCAAAGUUGGCUUCCAUCAGAUGGAAGGAACUAACCGACGACCAAAAGAAACCUUAUUACGAUGAAUUCAGAAGUAACUGGGAAAAAUACAGAGUACUAAGAGAUGAAUACGAAAAAACUUUACCUCCAAAGAGACCUUCCGGUCCUUUCAUUCAAUUCACUCAAGAUAUUCGUCCAUUGGUAGUAAAGGAAAACCCAGAUAAAAACUUAAUAGAGAUCACUAAGAUUAUCGGUGAAAAAUGGCGUCAAUUGGAUCCAAUCAAGAAGGCUGAAUACACUGAAAAUUAUAGAAUCAGAUUAAAGGAAUGGGAAAGUUGUUAUCCUGACGAAAAUGAAGAAGAAUUAAAGAAAAAAUAA